AUGGCCGGCUUCACUUCCACACUGCCCCGCACGCUUCUAUCUCCAUCCUUAUACACCCAUGUACACAAUGUUUGGUUUCAAGGCGUAGCACCUCAUGCCAAGAUUGCCUCACGAGAAGCAAUGACGCGUUGGUUCGGCCAGGGAUCCCCGGAAGACCGUCGAGCAUUUGACGACACCUGCACGAAAGAGUUCGCGGCCGCUCUAGAGUCCAUCGGACCCGAAAAGUUCCCUCUUCCGCCUUCGAACAGCUUUUCAGAGGAGUCUGCCGCAGCCGAAUACAUUGCAGGUCCAUUGAUGCAAAGCAUCAACACCUCGGACGGAGAAACCAAGAGCAUGCAGACACUUGCACUCAUUCUUCUGCUCGAUCAAAUACCCCGAAACAUAUUCAGGACACGCCAGGCCGUCAUCUACACGCAUUACGAUCGGCUUGCAGGGGCAGUUCUCCGCAGCCUCAUGAGUGCUGAAUCGCGCCCUGACAUGCAUCCCUCGCUCCGAUUGGCGCCGGCGCGGCACCACGAGACAUACAUCAAAGUUGCCAGCGAGAUCCUAGAGUUCGAGAAGAGGCAUAAGCAUCUGAUCGAGCGGUUUGGGAGGUAUCCGCACCGUAAUGCGCAGCUGGGCAGAUCGAUGACGAAAGAAGAGGAGGAACACCUUCGAAGCGGAGGAGAACACUUCGGAACCGCAGUGUAA
This is a messenger RNA of Colletotrichum paranaense, 690 nucleotides long. RefSeq lists its product as uncharacterized. The transcript has 3 exons. The record is from RefSeq and is a predicted model, not a curated record. Lineage: Eukaryota; Fungi; Ascomycota; Sordariomycetes; Glomerellales; Glomerellaceae. Gene Ontology annotation, molecular function: protein binding. The coding region runs from base 1 to 690 and encodes 229 amino acids.